This is a messenger RNA of Sitophilus oryzae (rice weevil), 1280 nucleotides long. RefSeq lists its product as uncharacterized. The record is from RefSeq and is a predicted model, not a curated record. Bases 125 to 838 code for a protein of 237 amino acids. The transcript has 4 exons. NCBI's taxonomy places the organism in Eukaryota, Metazoa, Arthropoda, Insecta, Coleoptera, Curculionidae.
AUAACAUAUACCUUAAUAUCUGAAAAACAAGUAGGUUUUAAGUAGGUAUAUAUAGUUCCACAUAUAUGUCUAUAAUUAAAUAAAGUGUAUAUCUUAUACAUAUACCUACAAGCUUUAAACAAUCAUGUUAAAAUAUUCAGUUAUUUUGAUUGUUUUUAUGGCCAUCAUUCAAUAUGGCUAUGGUAAAAAUAACCAAUAUGGUGAUACAAAAGAUGAUUUGGAGAAGGCCUUCCAUGAAUUGAUGGACUUAGUCGAUGCGGCACUCACAACUGCUGAGGACACCUUGAAUGCUGCACUUCAAGUUGUAAAAGAUGAAGCCAGCGAGCUGGAGGCAGAUGCCAACAGCCAAUUGGAUGAGAUUUUGGAUCCGUUAAGAACAAAAUUGAAUGACCUCAUACAGAAAGCUAAAGAUUUAGGUAUCGAUGUAACGAAAUGUCAAAGUUACGUCGACGACUUCGACAACAUUCCAGACAAGCUGGUUACUGACUUGGGCGGUUGCAUCACCACCCAAGUGGAGAAAGCUGAGAAAUACGUCACUGACGCCAUAGACAAUAUAAAGAAGAUCGAACAGGACCUCAACAGCAUCGAUACGGAAAUCGAUGACUGCAGUGGAAAUAUCUUCGAAGAAGUCGAAUGUUACGCUAAACUCGCUAUUAAGAUUGCUGACGAUACUGUGCAAGUGCCAGCGAAGAUUGCUGCCGAUGUUGCGGCUGCAAAAGCUUUAGUUGUUGGCAUUGUACCGAUUUUGGAGGCUUGUUUGACUGGUAAGGUGAGCGAUGCUGGUACGCAGGCUGCUAAAGACGUUGCUGACUUUGCAGUAUGUGCUGCUUUAGAUUAGGAAUAUAUAUUAUGUGCUAUUGAUUGUUACUUUAAUCAGGAUUUUUUUAUUAGGUUACUAUUACACUAUCAAAUUUGUCAAACAUUUUAUUUUGCCAAAGAAUUUGACAGUGUAAUACAUGUGAUUUUAUAAAAUAUUGUAUAUUAACACUGUCAAACUUUUUGUCAAAUAUCUUUUAUAAAAGAUUUUUGACAAAGAAAUUUGAUAGUGUAAAAGCCUUAGAUACAUAUUGUGUUCCAAGUGUAAAUAAUACUAUAGAGUUAAUAAUAAACUAUUUUUGUACUUCAUUUUUAUUUUGUUUAAGGGAGAUGUAAAAAAUUGACUUCGUGAAGUGAUUUUAUAAAUAGAUACAAAAUUCAUGCUAUGUUCAAAGAACUUCCAUUUUUUAAAAGAUUUUACCGUAUGAUCGAAAAAAACGGCGUCCAGUUAGCUUGGAAAUGAA